Messenger RNA from Acanthamoeba castellanii str. Neff, 747 nucleotides. RefSeq lists its product as uncharacterized. The record is from RefSeq and is a predicted model, not a curated record. The coding region runs from base 1 to 747 and encodes 248 amino acids. The transcript has 3 exons. Lineage: Eukaryota; Discosea; Longamoebia; Acanthamoebidae.
AUGCCUCUGAGCCUCACUCUUCAGACCUCAUUUCUCGUGGUUGCUGUCGUGGUCCUGUUGGGUUCGUCCCCUUCGGCCGCUGUGUUCCAGCCCCAGGCUCAGGCCGCCAGCUGUCCAGCCCUCACUUGGAAGCUGCCCUGUACGUCUUACCCCGUAUUUUCGCCCCGAAACCUGGGCACCAUCGAGGGGGCCGGGCUUGUCCAGACGUUCAAUGCUGCGGAGUGUGAGCGCCUGGUCAUCCGCAACGACCGCUACAACUGCGAGAUCUCCCAGCCCUGGCACCGGUGCACCAGCGACGAGCAGUGCCCCGCGGGCGAGCUCUGCGGAGAGGGCAUGGUGCCGCAGCUGUGCGUCAAGUGCAACAUGGACAAGAUCGCCAACACCUACUACGAGUACGCCAACAUCUCCGUCAACAUCACCGCGAGCAUGCUGGCCGGCAACUUCUGGACCACGGACCAGUUCUACAACCACACCGGCGUCGAUCUCAUCCUCACCCUGGAAAGCUGGGCGUGGAGUCCGGCCAUGAACGCCCUGCUCCACGAUCGGGUGGUGCAUCAUCGUUCCACUUGGCAUGACACGUACGACAGUGACGACUUCCGCACGCUUUCGGAGAUCUACGACCAGGCCAACGCGACGCACACGCGCCAGCGGAGGGUCUCGGUGGUCAGGAGCGCCUACGACCGCCUGGACCGCGGCAAGACCCUUCUCGACACCUUCUCCGGCACCUCCUACCUCCCGGCGGCCUGA